GAUUCAGAGCUUAGUGCGAUAUUGAAUCAAGUGAACGUGUUUAAUUGAGCUUCCUUUAAAGUUAUCAAAUCAAACUUCAAAAUGCUGAUCAACCGACAUUCCUGUUCGAAACUACUUUUUUUGAUGGUUUGGCUGUGCUUGGCAUUUGACAUGAAACCUGUCUCGGCGGGGAAGUGUUGUCUUGACUUUAAAAAGUAAAAAAAAAACUAAAAGUCAAAUUGUGUCAUUGUUGAAUCAACUAUAUUGAUUACACCAAAUAAAUAAUUUUUGAGCAUA
Messenger RNA from Drosophila mauritiana, 276 nucleotides. RefSeq lists its product as uncharacterized. NCBI's taxonomy places the organism in Eukaryota, Metazoa, Arthropoda, Insecta, Diptera, Drosophilidae. The record is from RefSeq and is a predicted model, not a curated record. Bases 82 to 198 code for a protein of 38 amino acids. The transcript has a single exon.